CAACCAUGAAGCUCGCAACCGUCCUCUCCCUAGCCGCAGCAGUGUCCGCGUACAGCUGCAUCCCCCCAGUAAAGCCCGCAGGCCCCGAAGGCCACGCCCACACCUUCAACUUCGACUACGAAGGCGAGACCGGCCCCCUCAACUGGCACCACAUCGACCCAGCCAACUCGGAGUGCGCCCACGGCAAGCACCAAUCGCCGAUCGACAUCAACUCCAACAGCGUCACCAUCGCCCCGCGCGGCUCGGUGCGCAUUGACAUUCCCGAGGCCCCUACCGCGAAGCUCGAGAACCUCGGCUCUGGGCUUGAGGUCGUCCUCACUAAUGGCUCCCUGACGACUCCCAAUGGCAAUUACGAGCUUACUCAGUUCCAUUGGCAUACGCCUAGUGAGCACCGCAUAAACGAGCAGCACUCGCCCAUGGAGGCGCAUUUUGUUUUCAAAGAUGCUGCAAGCCGCAUCGCCGUCGUAGGCUUCCUAAUCGAGCUCUCCGAAACCGGCAGCUCAACCUGUCUCUUCGACUCGAUUUUCUCCCUCACAGACGCCAUAUACCAUCCCGGUGAAUUCGUCCACACGGGCCCGCUGGACUUCACCGAGGUCAACCACCAUCUGGACCUGAACCCUCCGUACCAGUACUCAGGGUCCCUGACUACGCCGCCGUGCACCGAGGGCGUCAGUUGGUAUGUGAGCAGUGAGCCUAUGCUGCUGAGUGUUCGGAGCUACAAUAAGGUGAAGAGGCUGCUUAAGUUCAAUGCUCGCUAUAUUCAGAAUACUCUGGGUGCGGAGAAUUUGUUGCAGGUUGCUGAGGAUUAGGAUGCGAGAUGUGUGGCUUGAGGGGAGCGUGUUUGCUAUGCUAUCCUUGGGAAUAAUGGUACCUGGAUACUAUUUGUAAGAAAGGUGUGGAUAGUGUCUGCAUGGGAUUGGUGUUUUGGGUUAUCUCUGGUUAUACUUUAUAUCGCGAUUGGACUUUAUUUGACAGGGAAUACUUUCGGCGUUGAGGGUUCUAAUUUCGGGUUUCUUGGUGUUUUUGA
Aspergillus campestris IBT 28561 is the source of this 1027-nucleotide messenger RNA. RefSeq names its product putative carbonic anhydrase. Gene Ontology annotation, molecular function: carbonate dehydratase activity; zinc ion binding. The record is from RefSeq and is a predicted model, not a curated record. NCBI's taxonomy places the organism in Eukaryota, Fungi, Ascomycota, Eurotiomycetes, Eurotiales, Aspergillaceae. The coding region runs from base 6 to 809 and encodes 267 amino acids. The transcript has 2 exons.